AAGAAUGACAAACUUUUCGUAGUUGGUUGCUACUUAGUACACUACAUCAAUUACAUUCACAGUAAUGGAUAAUAGAAAAGUGUAUAAAUCCUACAGGGAAAAGGUUAAAGGGGCAGGUAACCAUCCUUAUAAUGGUAGUACUGCCAUAACUUCCAAAGUUAAAGGCCUAUUAGGUCUAUGGAACUCAAUUAAACUGGCGAAUGCAUCACCCAAGGAAACCAAAGAACAACCCCAACCAUUCAAGUUUGAACCACCAAAAAUUGUUCAAUCAAUGCCCGGAGCAUUUCAUACAUCAUCAUCGACAGCACCACCUCCAUCAGUUUCUGUAUCUUCGUCUGCAUCCGUUUUAGCACCACCAGCAUCAACACCUUCCACUACUACAGAGGAAGAUGCAUCACCAAAUAAAAUAUUGUCCAAAUUCUUCCAAGAAAAAGGUGAUAGACCAUUGACUGAUAUUGAGUAUGAAGGAGUAAUGUCAUUGAUGUCUAAAUCAAAACACGGAACCCCUUAUAAAAGAUCAAGAAUUAAUUCUAUAGAUGAGACCUUGAUUGAUCAAACUUUUUCCAAUAUUGAGCCAUCUUCAAAAAGAAAGAAGACUGAUGCCACAACCCCAUACACUCAAAAAACAUUAGUACAAACUCCAAAUAUUACCAUUAGCACCCCUGAAUACAAUCCAGUGUACCAUACUAUCCACAAUGAUACAACAAACACGUCUUUCAACAAAAGCAUUCCUUCAAUUAAACGAGUAUACCAAUUUUCUGGGUUACCAUCACCUUAUAGAACAAGAAUAAAGCCACCAAGUUUUAUUUCUUCAAGAAGAAAACAACUACAGAGUACCAGAGCUAAUAAGACUAUGAAUAAUAUACCCGACACUACUGCUACAUCGUUUGCACAAUCCAAAUCAUUUGUUUCUGGCCCUUCUACCAGCUCUACUGCAAAGACUUUAUUGUCCAUUCUUGAUGGAAAAUCAUCACAACAAACAAAGGUAGCAUCUGUAACAAACGAUAAAUUAAAGUUGUUUAGCAACCCAUACGGAUCAAGAAUAAAGAAGUCAAAACCAACCAAUGUUUCCAUAACUGCUAAUGAUAUCGAGAAAACUAUAUUAUACGAUAAAUCGGAACCAUUGCCUGAAGCUUCUGUCAACGGUCGUGCUACUUUGUCACUGAUUGAAAACGGAAGUAAGCCCUCGGAUGACCUGACUAUAAAGUCCCAAGAAACCAACGGAAUUAAGAUUGAUACCAAGAAAGUUGACAGUGAUAUCAAAACUCCACUCUUCACAUUUGGAAAAAAUGCAACACCAAAAGAGUCUGAUAAUAAACCAGAAGUUUCAAAACCAGAUGUUAAACCGGCCAAUGUAUUCCCUACCACCACUUCAGCUCCUAUAACUAAUGGUGAUUCCAACAGCAACAGUAACAACAAUAGAUUUGUCUCUGAAGAUAAACCAGCUUUUGAAUUCCCUAAAGUUGACGUGGUUCAUGUUGUAAUUGACCAGAAAGAAGUUGAUAAAUUUAAACCAAUGUUUGAAUUUUAAUAAACCCCUGUCAUUUUAUAUAUAACUGUAUAGUUUUGUAAUUGCGACCUCCUAAUAGAUGAAAGGUUUUAUUGUUGUAUGUCAUGUGGGUUCUCUCGUACCGGU
This is a messenger RNA of Spathaspora passalidarum NRRL Y-27907, 1636 nucleotides long. It is a transcript of the gene NUP60, whose product is annotated as FG-nucleoporin. Gene Ontology annotation, biological process: intracellular mRNA localization; NLS-bearing protein import into nucleus; mRNA export from nucleus in response to heat stress. Gene Ontology annotation, molecular function: structural constituent of nuclear pore. NCBI's taxonomy places the organism in Eukaryota, Fungi, Ascomycota, Pichiomycetes, Serinales, Debaryomycetaceae. The record is from RefSeq and is a predicted model, not a curated record. The transcript has a single exon. Gene Ontology annotation, cellular component: nuclear pore; nuclear pore nuclear basket. The annotation marks the transcript as partial.